Molecule: messenger RNA, 411 nt
Organism: Helianthus annuus (common sunflower)
Lineage: Eukaryota; Viridiplantae; Streptophyta; Magnoliopsida; Asterales; Asteraceae
Exons: 2
Coding region: 1-411 (136 amino acids)
Source: RefSeq, a predicted model, not a curated record
AUGGCCAGAGCAAACGAACCAGCCAAAACAUUAGAAGAUAUGCUUCGUGCUUGUGUGAUGGAAUUAGGAGCUAAGGUUGGUACCGUUGCGUACAAGCAGAAACUGCCGGAGGAACUCAGUAGUGUGCAUGACACAUUUCAUGUGUUGAACCUCAAAAAGUGUCUAUCGGAUGAGACACUUGUCAUUCUAGUAGACAAGGUCUGCAUUGAUGACAAAUUCCAUUUUAUCAAAGAACCUGUUGAGGUUACGGACUGGAAGGUCCAAAAGCUAAGGAGAAGUCGUAUCAAACUAGUCAAAGUUCGUUGGAACUCAUGGUGCGGACGCAAGCUUACUUGGGAACGUGAGGUUCAAAUGAAAGCAAAAUACCACCACCUAUUCGAGAAGAUUCCUGCUCAGGAUGACUCUGCUUGA